Theileria orientalis strain Shintoku is the source of this 1245-nucleotide messenger RNA. RefSeq lists its product as uncharacterized. Gene Ontology annotation, molecular function: protein binding. The record is from RefSeq and is a predicted model, not a curated record. The transcript has 12 exons. The coding region runs from base 1 to 1245 and encodes 414 amino acids. Lineage: Eukaryota; Apicomplexa; Aconoidasida; Piroplasmida; Theileriidae.
AUGUUCGGAGGUGAAAUUGACGGAAAAUACACAAAUAAUUUAUUCGUUCUAAAUGACCCGGACUUAGACUGGUCAAUUGUGAGUGCAAACGGGAGUUUCCCGUCACGUCGUUCCGGCGCCACUAUCACCAAACUGGGAUCCUCUUUAUACGUGAUCGGAGGACACAAUGACAACGGGACUCUCAAUAACAUAUAUCGAUUCGAUACUUUAACAUCGAAUUGGAGUAAAGUCGUUCCUUCCAAUGAUUUUGAGUUCCCAAGUAGAACUGGUCAUUCAGCUUCUACUGACGGGAAGAAUAGAAUAUUUGUUUUCGGCGGGUACAAUGACGACGGCUUAUAUUUAAAUGAUCUGUACAAGAUAGAUAUCAAUAUUAAGUAUGAUCCCGAAUAUAAGACCUAUAAGACUUUCGCGGAGUUCACUUUACUGAGCGACGAUAAAAAUCUUUUUUUAAACCCAUCUCCGAGGGAAUCAUCAACCCUGAUUUACGCCGAUAAUAAAUUAUACUUGUUUGGUGGAUACAGUUACAGCGCUGCUUGCAACGACGGAAUGUGGAUUUAUGAUUUGGCUUACAAUAAAUGGACUAAAUCCAAGUCUCACGUUACACCUCCUCCAGCAGAAGGGUACACUGGGAUAAGGAUGGGAAGGGCCAUUGUUUACUUUGGAGGCUGCAACUAUAGCUACAACGCUCAUCGCUGCUUCAAUGAUGUGUGGAAUUAUGAUACUAUCUCUGACAAGUGGACCAUAAUUCCUGCUUCUUUCGAGAAGCCUUUGGAGCGCGGGCACUCCUUCCUCUUUUACGUCUACGACUCCAUUAUGCUUUACGGCGGAUCUAAGUUGGACAAUUUGGUCUUCAAUGACAUGUGGAAGCUUUCUCUUCUUCUUCCUUGCAGUGAUCCUACCUACUCCUGCUUCGGGAACGGUACUUUUUCGAGCCUUAACUCCGUUUUAGGCGAAUGCUCUGGUACCUCUUGUUCUUGUUUCUCUGGCUUCCUUGACCAUGAUUGUGGUACUUUCAAGGUUGACGAGAAGAUUUCCUCUAUUGGUCAGAGUGACACUGGAAACGUUCCGAGUGUGGAAAGUGUCACCUGCGACGCUAAGGCUCCUCAGCCUCGCAGACGCUACUUUGGGGGAAAAUAUCGCGCCUUUUCCACGUACAUUAGGAAACACAACUAUGCCACCACUCUGGUUGUUCUUCUUCUCAUUGUAUCCAUACUUGCUGUAAGGGCUCGUCAGAAAAGUGACUAA